UCUGCGCAGACAAUGUCUCUAGAGCCAGUUUCACAGGCAUCAUUAUCGGUGCAUGAUCAUAUCUUACCUCCUAUGGAGGGGGCUGACGGCUCAACAAACAUGGUCUCUCUACAGAGUCCAAACACCCAAUCAGAUGGAAAAGAUGAGGAUGAGGAUGAGGACGAUGAGGAUGAGGAAGAUGAAGACGAUGAAGAUAUGGAGGACUCUGACAUGGAUGAAUGGGAACCCGAUCCACCUCACCCCUUUGAUCCUAAUGAUUUAUGGUGUGAGGAAUGUAAUAAUGCACAUCCAUCUGUGUGCCCCAAACAUGGGGCUCUGCAUCCAAUCCCCAACCGUCCAGUUCUAACGAGGGCACGUGCUAGCCUACCUUUAGUGCUAUAUAUUGACCGAUUUCUGGGUGGAGUUUACUCAAAGCGGCGCAUUCCCAAACGCACCCAGUUUGGCCCGUUGGAGGGGCCUCUUGUGAAAAAGUCAGAGUUGAAGGAUAGCUAUAUCCACCUUAAGGUUUCACUGAAUAGCAACAUCAAUUCCGAGGCAGGGUUUCAGGAAGACCUCUGGUUUGAGCUAUCAGAAGAGAGUCUCUGCAACUGGAUGAUGUUUGUGCGACCAGCCCAGAAUCACCUGGAACAGAACUUAGUUGCAUAUCAAUAUGGCCAACACAUAUACUACACCACAAUUAAGAAUGUGGAGCCCAAGCAGGAACUAAAGGUUUGGUAUGCAGCCUCGUAUGCAGAAUUUGUGAAUCAAAAGAUCCAUGAUAUAUCACAGGAAGAAAGAAAGGUACUAAGAGAGCAAGAGAAGAAUUGGCCUUGUUAUGAAUGCAACCGCCGCUUCAUGAGUUCUGAGCAGCUCCAGCAACACCUUAACACACACGAUGAGAAGCUGGAUUUCUUUAGCAGAACAAAGGGACGUGGUCGAGGUCGGGCAAAGAGGAAAUUUGGGCCAGGGAGGAGACCAGGAAGACCUCCGAAGUUUAUGCGGCUUGAUAUUGGCAGUGAUAAUCGUGAGAAAUGUGAUCUGGGAACACAGGAGCUACUGCACUUUCCCACUAAGAAUCAGUUUGAGGACACUGGACACUCUGAGCUGAAUGGUUUAGACCAGCCUGACAUGUCUCUGAGCUCCAGCACACAAGGAACAGUGGAUCAACAGAGUGAAACACAACUCUUGCCGCCCAUACAACAAGAGCCAAGUGCACCGUUAGUACCACAGAGCACCCUAACCGCUGAAGAUAUGCGACGAGCUAAGCGCAUACGGGUGCAAUCUCAGCAGACUGGGACCUCACAGUCGCCCAGUAGACUCCAAGCAAAGGCAAAUCACAGCAACCAGCAAGAAAAAAAGGUGCAGCAAUCACAGCAAUUGGGAAUAAAAUAA
This is a messenger RNA of Bombina bombina (fire-bellied toad), 1371 nucleotides long. Its product is annotated as PR domain zinc finger protein 10. Gene Ontology annotation, biological process: regulation of transcription by RNA polymerase II; cell fate commitment. NCBI's taxonomy places the organism in Eukaryota, Metazoa, Chordata, Amphibia, Anura, Bombinatoridae. The coding region runs from base 13 to 1371 and encodes 452 amino acids. Gene Ontology annotation, cellular component: cytoplasm; nucleus. Gene Ontology annotation, molecular function: RNA polymerase II cis-regulatory region sequence-specific DNA binding; histone deacetylase binding; DNA-binding transcription factor activity. The transcript is spliced from 9 exons. The record is from RefSeq and is a predicted model, not a curated record.